Rana temporaria (common frog) is the source of this 2143-nucleotide messenger RNA. RefSeq names its product endothelin receptor type B (gene EDNRB). Lineage: Eukaryota; Metazoa; Chordata; Amphibia; Anura; Ranidae. The coding region runs from base 279 to 1595 and encodes 438 amino acids. The transcript has 8 exons. Gene Ontology annotation, biological process: regulation of blood pressure; vasoconstriction; enteric nervous system development. Gene Ontology annotation, molecular function: endothelin receptor activity. Gene Ontology annotation, cellular component: membrane. The record is from RefSeq and is a predicted model, not a curated record.
GUGACCGAUGUACAAGUAUUUGACUAGUGGAUUUCAGACACAUGCACAUACCAAGGAAAGGUCUCAUAUGUUCACUGAUGUCCACUGAGAUGUUACAGGAGACUCUGUGCAGAGGACAACUUACAAAGUGCAAUUUAUGAACCUUUAAAUUCCCUACUUUUCAUCAUUCCUUACUAGUAGCAGGACAAAUAAUAAGGUCCUGCCUGGAUAUACUGAUCGAUUAUCCUUCUGUACACCUGCUUAUAUAAAAGAAAUAGCAUUUUUUAACCUAAAGCACCAUGCAGAUCACAGAGCAGUCCGCAGGUUUGAUGUUACUGCUGUUGUCUGCAGUUGCAGUUUUUGGAGAAGAGAAUGGUCCAUCCCUUCAGCCAUUACCUAAUGAAGGACUUUCAUAUUUGGGAAGCGUGCCCACGACAGCAAAGUCAGCUGAUUUCAGGACUUUGAAUACUAAGAUGUUUAACCACACCGCAUUUUCAAACAAAGGUUUUGCUGGUGAAAGAAAAUUGACUCCAAUGUGUGAUAGACAAGCUAGGAUUCAGGACACAUUCAAAUAUAUUACCACAGUGGUGUCAUGCCUGAUAUUCAUAGUGGGCAUCAUUGGUAAUACAACACUUUUAAGGAUCAUCUUUACAGAUAAAAGUAUGAGAAAUGGUACCAAUUUACUGAUUGCCAGUUUAGCUUUGGGAGAUGUCCUUCACAUCAUCAUUGAUGUGCCAAUCAAUACAUUUAAGCUUGUUACUCAGACUUGGCCGUUCGGUGCUGAAAUCUGCAAACUAGUACCAUUUCUACAGAAGUCUUCAGUGGGAAUCACAGUUCUUAGCUUGUGUGCACUCAUUAUUGAUAGAUAUAGAGCUGCAGUAUCCUGUAAUUGUAUUGGUGGAAGUAGAACAUCCAAAUGGACUCUGCUGGAAAUUGCAUUUAUCUGGGUUUUAUCAGUAGUGUUGGCAGUGCCUGAAGCCAUAGGCUUUGAUAUUAUCAAAUUCAACUACAGAGGACAUAGCAUAGAAACUUGUAUGCUCCUUCCAGAACAAAAAUCAUCCUUUAUGCAGUUCUACAAGACCUACAAAGACCCAUGGCUUUUCAGCUUCUAUUUUUGCCUUCCUUUGCUUGUGACAGCAGUCUUUUAUACUUUGAUGACUUGUCAGUUAUUAUGGAAGAAACGUGGACUGGGGAUUUCAAUGAAUGACCACUUUAAACAGAGGUGGAAUGUGGCUAAAACAGUGUUUUUCCUAGUUCUUGUAUUCACCAUAUGCUGGCUACCUCUGCACCUCGGUCGUAUGAUCAAGUUUAUAUUUUAUGACUCUGAAGAUGUCAAGAGAUGUGAUCUUCUAAGCUUUCUGCUCCCGUUGAACUAUGUUGGUAUAAACAUGGCCGACCUAAAUUCAUGCAUUAAUCCUAUUGUGCUUUACUUAGUAAGCACAAAAUAUAAAAAUUGUUUUAAGUCAUGCUUGCGCUGCUGUUGUCAACCCAAAGAGUCAACAAAUAUUGAAAAUCGGCAAUCCUGUAUAACAUUUAAAGGCUGUGAUCAUGCCUAUGAGACUUUUUCUCCAACAACUAAGUCCAUUCUUGUUGAAACAGAAGAUGUGUCCAUAUGAAUAUUUGUAUUCAAGAUCAAAAGGAAAUUCAGCAAGGACUGGAAAUUCUGAAGAUUGGCAAUAUGAGAACUUGGAACCCUUUAGAAUAGGCAAAAAAAAAAACACUUCAAUAGGUCUGCACUUAAAUGGCACUUAAACUAUGACUCCAAGUUGCAUCUAUUAUUUCUAAAUCGCAAAGAUAAUGCUGCAUUUUUAGGUAUAAUAAUACAGCCAAUGAAUAGGCAUGCAAUCAACUGCCAACACCUUGGCUCGUGCAAGCCCAAUACAAGAAGAAAAUAGAAAUCUAAAUUAGGGUCUGCUGGUAGUUAUUAGUAUGUUGACCUGCUGCUGGUAGAGUUUAUGACAGGUGAACAGAAGCUAAGAGAACUACACUAGGUAAAAUGUAAGCAGUUCGGGCCAAGCAGGUUUUUUGGUGCAAGCUAUCCUUAUGAUGUUCCUUUAAUGUUUAAAGCUGAAAGACAGGCAGAUAUAACAGGCACAAAUAAAUGCAGUUCUGUAUUUAUCACUACAUCAAUACCUCUAAAUAAAGCUUACAAUUGAUCUUCUUA